AUGGUGACCAAUGGUUUGCUGCCACAUCACUCACGGCAACAUCCGUCCCUCAUGCCUCCCUUCCCACAUCUACCUUCUCGACUGCUCCCCCACCAACCCUCGCCCCACCCUCGCCACCACCACCCUCUCCCCCACCCUCGCCCCCAUCCUCGCCCUGCCCUUCCUCGUGUAAUAGAGCCCACUCUCUCCCUGCACACCCACGGCAUCACCCACAGCGGCAUCCUUCCCUCGUGCCUCCCCUCUCCUCCAUCUGCUAUCUUGACUGUUCCUCCCACCCACCCUCUCUCCCACCGUCUCUCACGCACCCCUUUCCUGCACCCACUCUCCAACCCUCGCCCGUCACUCCUGCAUGCCGAUGGUGCUGCUGCAUGCUGCUGCUGUCCCUGUCUCUCUGCCCCUGUCUCUCUGCCCCUGUCUCUCUGCCCCUGUCUCUCUGCCCCUGUCUCUCUGUCCCUGUCUCUCUGCCCCUGUCUCUCUGCCCCUGUCUCUCUGCCCCUGUCUCUCUGCCCCUGUCUCUCUGCCCCUGUCACUCUGUCCCUAUUUCUCUGUCCACGUCUCUCUGAAGGGGAGGGGCCGCCAUCUGAUGUGUGGGCGUUGGGGUGCCUGGCCUUGGCCAUUGCCACUGGAGCAUAG
Messenger RNA from Closterium sp. Naga37s-1, 633 nucleotides. The record is from the annotation of a GenBank genome assembly. NCBI's taxonomy places the organism in Eukaryota, Viridiplantae, Streptophyta, Zygnematophyceae, Desmidiales, Closteriaceae.